AUGUCGGAAAGCCCAAAGGAUGCCGUAGAGACGCUCGUUUUCAAAAACAACUCACUCAUCGAUGCAACGUUUACGAGCAGAAAGCAACGACGUAUCGUAUGGGCAACUUUGACCUCUGGGACUAGCACGACGCUGUAUUCGGUCUCCCCACACGGCAAACUGGAGGCGGCUGCCUCGAUCCACUGGCAUAGGGCUGGAUCUCAUCUAUCUUUGAGGAACAGUGCUCAGUCCACAGUAGAACUAGAGGGAAACGAGUUUACGAUUGAGCAAUUUGGGUGGAGGGUGCGAAGAGGCGCCUUUCUUUCAGGCAUCAAAUCCAACUACUUCACACUGGGCAGCCAUAGAUGCCGCUGGAAGCCCGAUAGUAGCGGUAGACUGUUUGACCAGACGCAGUAUAUGAGCGAUGCCAUGACAUGGGUAUGCGAGGCCGAAGAUGUUGUUGGACCGCCGCCACACGACUCGCAUGGAUUGUCAAAGCUGAAUUCGGUCCUCAAAAAGCAAUCCAUAUCCAAGUCAACAUUGGCCACGUUUUGUCCAUCCUACAAUUUCAGCCGACAUGGGGGUGAUUUGGCCAUUUACCCAGAAGGAGAGCCGUGGACAGUCUGGCUGCUGCUCUCGCUCAUUCUGAUGCAUGUCAAGAGACAGGAAUGGGAAAAGGUCCAAAGCCAGGCAUCACCAGAAGCAUUGGAGGCGACCCUUGGACAACGGGCGGCUCCUACUCGGCCAGUGCCAUGA
Molecule: messenger RNA, 735 nt
Organism: Serendipita indica DSM 11827
Lineage: Eukaryota; Fungi; Basidiomycota; Agaricomycetes; Sebacinales; Serendipitaceae
Source: the annotation of a GenBank genome assembly